AUGAUGAUGACAAAUAUGACAUUUACAAAAGGGAUAGAAACACCAAAAUACAUGGCACCAGAAGUAUUAAAUCGUCAACAUUAUAAAAUGCGAUCAGAUAUAUAUUCAUUUUCAAUAACAAUGUUACAAAUCAUUACAUGGCAAGAUCCAUUUCCUAAAACAUUAUAUCCACAUCCAUGGGAUAUUGCAGAUACAAUCACAACAGGUAAACGAACAAAUAUAAUAAAAGAAGUUCAAGAAGAUAUUAAAGAAAUUAUUGAAAAGUCAUGGCAACAAGAAUUAAACAAAAGAUUAAUAACAAUAAAUGAAAUUGUAAGAAUGUUAGAGAGAAUUGAAAAUACAUAA
Messenger RNA from Entamoeba histolytica HM-1:IMSS, 345 nucleotides. Its product is annotated as serine/threonine kinase, putative. Gene Ontology annotation, molecular function: protein kinase activity; ATP binding. The coding region runs from base 1 to 345 and encodes 114 amino acids. NCBI's taxonomy places the organism in Eukaryota, Evosea, Mastigamoebida, Endamoebidae. The transcript has a single exon. Gene Ontology annotation, biological process: protein phosphorylation. The record is from RefSeq and is a predicted model, not a curated record.